AGGGUUAUUGCUCCCUCUGAUAAAGAUAAGAAAUUUAUGGAGGACGCAGGUCGAACUCCACAGCAUCUCACUCUCGCCGUUGCCCCGCAUGCAAGCAACGAUUGCAUCCAUCCCACCCCGAGGCAGCAAGCUCGCUUCCCCAGCGCUGUGAUGUUCCGUGCCGCGCGUUUUCUGCGCGGAAUCCGGAGCAUCAGCACCAUGGCGACCGCCGAAGAGACAGCAGCCGCGGUUAUGACCGCGACCACGACCGCGACAGCGACAGCAACUGCAGCUUCAACCGUGACUCCUUCAACACCAACACCAGCACCAACACCAGCUGCGGCGACUGCCACGGACGAUGCGCCAACACCGGCCGCGCCUCCCCGAGUGCCCAUCCCGCCGCGCGGCGUCGACUACCGCGGAAAGCUGGUCCUCGCGCCCAUGGUCCGCUCUGGCGAGCUCCCGUCUCGCCUGCUGGCGCUGCACUACGGCGCCGACCUCGUCUGGGGCCCCGAAACAGUUGACCACUCCUUGAUCGGCGCGAGCCGGCGCAUCAACCCACGCACGGGCAUGGUCGAAUACACCCGCCAACCGUCCCACUCCUACAGCGCCUCGGCCGGCCCGGACCACGACCCAUCCGCGCCGCUCGAGUCGGUCAUCUACCGGCUCGACCCGGUCCGCGAGGCGGGUAAGCUGAUCUUCCAGCUGGGCACGUCGGACCCGGCGCGGGCGGUGGCGGCCGCGCGGCUCGUGGCGCCCGACGUGGCGGGCAUCGACGUCAACGCGGGCUGCCCGAAGCCGUUCAGCGUGUCGGGCGGCAUGGGCGCGGCGCUGCUGCGCACGCCCGACAAGCUGGCGGCGAUCCUGGCCGCGCUGGCCCGCGAGAUCCCGCGCGACUUCGGCAUCGCCGUCAGCGUCAAGAUCCGCCUGCUCGAGACGGCCGCCGAGACGGAGGCGCUGGUGCGCCGCCUCGUCGCGACGGGGAUCGCCGGGCUGACCGUGCACUGCCGCACCCCGCCGAUGCGCCCGCGCGAGCCCGCCAUCCGCGGCCAGCUGCGCAUGGUCGCGCGCCUGUGCCGCGAGGCCGGCGUGGCCUGCCUGAUGAACGGCGACGUCGAGGGCCGCGACCAGGCCGCCGCGCUGGUGCGCGAGUUCGGCGUCGACGGCGCCAUGAUCGCCACCGCCGCCGAGCGCAACCCGAGCUGCUUCCGCGCCGCCGCCGACGGCGGGCUGGCCCCCUGGCCCGAGGCCGUCGAGCGCUACCUCCGCCUCGCCAUGGAGGUCGAGAACAAGAUCGCCAACACCAAGUUCCUGCUCACCCAGAUGAUCCCCGGCAAGGCCCCCGUCUACCGCGAGGUGCACCGCUGCAAGUCGUACACCGACCUGGUCCGGGCGCUGGGACACGCCGACCAGCUGGGCGCCAUGGCGCGCGAGACCGACCGCGUGCUGGGGCUGGGCGAGUUCGAGGUGAGGCGGGAGCCGAAGCAAAAGGCGCAGCAGCAGAAGCAGCAGCAGAAGCAGCAAAAUGGUGAUGGCGGCGACCAGCAGCAGCCGUCGAAGAAGCGGAAGAGGGAGGAGCCGGAGGACAGUGAGAGGGAGAGGGAGAGGGAGAGGGAGAGGGAAAGGGAGAACGCGGCGAACGAGGCCGGGAAACAAGUCACCGAGCUCGCUGAGCCGGCGCCUGCGGUUGCGCCUGCGACUGUCGCGGUGUAAUAAACUGCUUCCCUCGUUCGUAAUUUUGUUUUCUGGCGUAGCAUAAGAGCGGCUGGUUGGGUGGCGUUACGGUGAUGGGGUGGCAUUUUCAAGGGGUCGCAUUCUUAUAUUCAGGUGGUCUGGCUUGGGAAAAAAAGAUAUCCUGGUGUGCGAGAGGGACAUG
Messenger RNA from Thermothielavioides terrestris NRRL 8126, 1855 nucleotides. RefSeq lists its product as uncharacterized. The transcript has 2 exons. The record is from RefSeq and is a predicted model, not a curated record. Lineage: Eukaryota; Fungi; Ascomycota; Sordariomycetes; Sordariales; Chaetomiaceae. Gene Ontology annotation, biological process: tRNA dihydrouridine synthesis. Gene Ontology annotation, cellular component: cytoplasm. Gene Ontology annotation, molecular function: tRNA dihydrouridine synthase activity; flavin adenine dinucleotide binding. Bases 199 to 1692 code for a protein of 497 amino acids.